AUGUCAGGCGAGCCUCGCCUCUCGCUCGGACGGCCGUACCGACGGGCCCAGCCGGACGCCGUGCGCGCGACGGACGCAGAUGCGCUCCUGUCCCGGCUGUCGGCGUGUCGAGCGGGAUACCUGCCGCCUGACGCCUACGCCGACAUGCUGCGGGGCCAUGCCGAGGCGCCUCACCGUCCUCCGAUCAUCAAUAUCGGCACGUAUCUGCGGGCCAGCGAGGUCGAUGCACAUGUACAGCACUUCAUCGAGACUGGCGCUUGCGGGCGCCCCUACACGCCCGCACCGCGCGUCCAGAUCGUCAGCCUCGGCGCCGGCAGCGACACGCGCUUCUGGCGCCUGCGUCACGCGCGCCUCGCCAGGUACGUCGAGCUCGACUUUCCCUCGACGACGUCGCAAAAAGCCGCCGCCAUACACGCGCAUCCAGCCCUCCGCCAUGCGCUCGAAGACGCACGCGUCACCGCAGACGGCCUCGUGUCGUCGCCGUACGUGCUCCUCGGCAUCGACAUCCGCACCCUCCCUCAUGGCACGUGGCAACGAGUCGCCACGUACCUCGAUCCAGCGCUGCCGACGCUGCUCCUGUGCGAAUGUGUGCUCGCCUACAUGGACAUCGAGGUGGCCAAUGCCGCGCUGCGCGCGUGCCUCGCGACCCUGCCCCGCGCCAGCAUCCUCAGCUACGACAUGUGCAUCAGCAGCGACACACCCCACGCUGCGCCCACGCGCUUCGGCCAGGUCAUGCUCCAAAACCUCGCUGCCCGCCAGCUCACGCUGCCGGGCGCACGGGGAUGCACAUCCACGGCCGCCUACGUCGAGCGCUUCCAGCACCUCGCCGGAAGCGCCUCCCACCUCGAGUGCCACGCCUAUACGCUGCGCGAGUCAUGGCACCAACUCGGGGACGAGGAACGCAGGCGCGUCUCGAUGCUCGAGCGUCUCGACGAAGUCGAAGAACUCGAAAUGCUGCUGAAUCAUUACUGCAUUGCGUGGAUAGAUCGGGCUAUUGUACAGUAG
Malassezia restricta is the source of this 1005-nucleotide messenger RNA. RefSeq names its product leucine-carboxy methyltransferase. Lineage: Eukaryota; Fungi; Basidiomycota; Malasseziomycetes; Malasseziales; Malasseziaceae. The record is from RefSeq and is a predicted model, not a curated record. The coding region runs from base 1 to 1005 and encodes 334 amino acids. Gene Ontology annotation, biological process: C-terminal protein methylation. Gene Ontology annotation, molecular function: protein C-terminal leucine carboxyl O-methyltransferase activity. The transcript has a single exon.